Molecule: messenger RNA, 1329 nt
Organism: Penicillium roqueforti
Lineage: Eukaryota; Fungi; Ascomycota; Eurotiomycetes; Eurotiales; Aspergillaceae
Product: copper fist DNA-binding domain-containing protein
Exons: 6
Coding region: 1-1329 (442 amino acids)
Biological process (GO): intracellular copper ion homeostasis; positive regulation of transcription by RNA polymerase II; intracellular iron ion homeostasis
Cellular component (GO): nucleus
Molecular function (GO): DNA-binding transcription factor activity, RNA polymerase II-specific; RNA polymerase II cis-regulatory region sequence-specific DNA binding; copper ion binding
Source: RefSeq, a predicted model, not a curated record
AUGGUCUUGCCACAUCGAACCGAGGGCAAUAGGAACAAGUUUUGUGACGUCGCUUCGCGUAUUGUGAAACUGCCCUACAUUGCCAUGUUUGCUGAACUCCUCUCGUCACUGAGCGCCGCAAUGUUGCUUGAUGGAGAAAAAUGGGCUUGUGAAGCUUGCGUGCGGGGUCACCGCGUCAGCAAUUGUCACCACCAUGGGCGACCAAUCACUCAAUGUGCUCACUGUCGCGGUCUACGCGAGUCACACACUACUCACAUAAAGUGCGAGUGUGGUAAGAACGUUUACGAUGAGGACAACUUUCAAUACGCUGGUGAGCAACACCUCAGAAGGAAUAAUCAUCAACGAUGUGGCUGCAUUCAUGGACAGCGCUGCAUCUGUGCGCUAAAGAAAGAGCGUACUCCAUAUCCUGCCCCAAGGGUGGAACGGCCUCGGUCCCAGCCUGCUUCCAUGUCGAAGCUCGUGAGGACCCCGUCGGAUCGACAAGCUAGGGGUUACGCUUACUUUCCCCAGGAUAAUAGUAAUAAGCUUAACGCUGAACCCAACGACAUGUUGUCAGCCUCCGGGAUGCCGUACCCUGCUUUACUAUCGAACGUUGUUUGUUCGUCAUCCGACAACGGCUUUCACUCUGGAAACAGACUUUUCCCGGCGCAGGCUGCACUUUUGAAUAAUGAAACCUCCUACAGUGGCUUCGGCAAUUCAACAAAGCGCCAAAGUGUCCUGUCAAAUGCGAACCUAGCCUGGCCUGGAGAUCCUUCGCCACAGUUCUGGAACAUAUCGCAACAUUCUUAUCUUCAACAAGGUGUUCCACAGUUUGGCUCCUUUCCUAUGGUACCUUUGCCUGAUCUAGGGAACUCGGACGGAACCUCCGCAUUCCUUCCUUCGGUCUUACCCAGCUUUGAUAAGAUUCCUGCUGAGUUGGCUAAGACGGACGUCACUCCUGCGGCAUUGUCGCCAGUGCUCUCCACGAGUACCACGAGUACAACCAAUGUGGCUUCCCAGCAGACACAUGAAGAAAAUUUGUUGAAUCUCCCUGUUGAUGUGUAUGACUCGGCUGGUCUCGGUACUCUCUCAGAUGACUGGACAGACUUUCCGAGUGGCACGUAUGACCCCACCCUUCGCACUGCUACCGACAUACAACCUCCCUACACCAGUUUUGAUGUUGGGACCUAUAGCUUGGGGUUGCCGACGCUCUCGUCUAGUGAUAAUACUGUACUUAAUUGUUCUGAUGAAGUUUUCGGUCCCGAAAAUAUCCAGAAUGAUCCGCAUAAUCUUCAUAGUGUGAGCUUACAGAUUGGGAGUGGAAGCCAAUUUGGAUUUACACCGCGAUAA